Messenger RNA from Pyricularia oryzae 70-15, 1436 nucleotides. RefSeq names its product dienelactone hydrolase. The transcript is spliced from 3 exons. Gene Ontology annotation, molecular function: hydrolase activity. The record is from RefSeq and is a predicted model, not a curated record. Bases 322 to 1338 code for a protein of 338 amino acids. NCBI's taxonomy places the organism in Eukaryota, Fungi, Ascomycota, Sordariomycetes, Magnaporthales, Pyriculariaceae.
AACGUCUGUCAUCCCAUCGUUAUUCCAUAACUUGACAAGGAGAAAGAGAACAGAUGAGACGGAGGUUUGAGUAAAAAUUUGAUUCUAGACUCGAGCAGCCUCUUAAGCUCAACAAAUAAAUCAUAGCAGCAACGGGUGAAAACUCAUAUCGGGAUUAGGUUGUCAUCCCCCACUGCGGAUUUUGCGACUUAUCAAUUGGAUUCUAUUGUAUUCCAUCUCAAGAGUUUAUCUCAUUGGUGCCGCGGUUACCGCUACAGGGAAGACCAAUUCUCCAUUACAUUCGGAGAAGAGUCCCAUCGGUUCCCCAUUCGGUUGCCACCAAUGACCCCUCCACAAACUGGAGCUUGGGCGGCAGCAGGAACAGCAGCAGCAGGAGCAUCGGCCGCAUCGAUAAGAAGCGCGCGCCGCCCACUUUCGUCAUCGCUUCGUGCUCUGGCCGCCGUUCAACAGCAAAACGAUAUAACCACCGGCGCUCGUUCGUCAGUAUUCACAAAAACAAAAACAAAAACAAAAACAAGCGUUAAACCAAUUGGAUCCAAAAACAUUGUCCAGAUUGCCAAAAUGUCCACCAUGGAAGCCACCGCUGGCCACAGCAAGGCAUGCUGCAACGUGCCUCCCGUUGUCGAGUCGGGGUAUGAGAAGAAGGGCACUUAUGAGGAGGUUGGUGGCUACAAGACAUAUGUGACUGGCCCCCAGGACGCCACCAAGGGCAUCAUCGCCAUCUAUGAUAUCUUUGGCUACUUUGACCAGACGCUCCAGGGCAUGGACAUCCUGGCGACGAGCGACGCGUCGCAAAAGUACCGUGUCUUCAUGCCCGACUGGUUCAAGGGCAACCCGUGCCCCAUCGAGUGGUACCCGCCCAACACGGAGGAGAAGCAGCAAAAAGUUGGCAACUGGUUCAAGGACUGGAACCCGGCCGAGACGGCGGCCAAGGUACCAGACUACGUCAAGGCUGUUCGGGAGAAGAACCCUGGUAUCAAGAGCUGGGGUAUUAUUGGCUUCUGCUGGGGCGGCAAGAUCGUCUGCCUGACCACCUCGUCCGACAACAACCCGUUCGCAGCCGGAGCCUCGAUCCACCCGGCCAUGGUGGACGCCGCCGACGCCAAGAACAUCAAGGUGCCCCUAAUCGUGCUUGCGUCAAAAGAUGAAGCUGCGAAGGACGUCUCGGCGUUCGAGGAGUCGCUGCCAUCCUCGGUGCCCAAGCACAUCGAGACCUUUGGCGACCAGGUCCACGGCUGGAUGGCGGCCAGGGCGGACCUCAAGGAUGCCAGGGUCAAGGAGGAGUACACUCGCGGCUACAAGACCGUGAUCGAGUUCUUUGGCAAGAACUGGAACUGAGCUUAUGGGACUUGCGGGACCGAAGCAUCCUGUGGCGUGUAGAUUGCCGUGGGAAGAUCUCAGAGUAGAUUAAUAAAAUUAAGUAAAAUUGACGUUCA